Molecule: messenger RNA, 3733 nt
Organism: Protopterus annectens (West African lungfish)
Lineage: Eukaryota; Metazoa; Chordata; Ceratodontiformes; Protopteridae
Gene: ZC3H12C
Product: zinc finger CCCH-type containing 12C
Exons: 6
Coding region: 184-2799 (871 amino acids)
Cellular component (GO): nucleus; cytoplasmic ribonucleoprotein granule
Molecular function (GO): RNA endonuclease activity; mRNA binding; metal ion binding
Source: RefSeq, a predicted model, not a curated record
GAUGGGUGAUGGGUCAUUGGCCGUAAUGAGCGUGCGCGAAAAUUUUGGCAGCAUCUGCUGGAAAUGUAUUGAGUUAUAUAGUUGGGAGUAUAGUACAGGAAGGCGAGGUGGGAAUACAAGACCCUCUGCUUUAAAGAAUACAGAAGAAUUAGUGAUUUGGAAUCUGGUAUAUGCAGCAGCUUCAUGGGCUUGAAGGAUCACUUGGAGAUCGAAGCAGAUGCGGUCCUGGACAUAAACUAUCUUUAUGUAGACAGUAUCAACAGACAUACCUGUACAGUUUUACCUUGGUCUGUGGUGGACAGACCAAUAAUGGAAAAAAUAAAUUCCAGAAUGGAUGAUGCAGGCAAGUGUGUCACCAAAGAGACUAGCAGCUGUAGUGGUGAUUCAGAAGAAUGCACAAGUUCAGAUAGUGACUCUGAUCGUUUUAGCAGUAUUACUCGUGAAUCUAUUCAGACAGCAAAGAUGCAUCCUCAACUUUGUAGGUCAUGGCGUUUAAGCAAAUGUGGCUCCAAGCAAGAAGACGUUUUGCAGGAGAUGAAAGCUGAAGAGGGUUUGUUUACAAAAGAAGAGAAGAAGCCACCAGAUGUAAAGGAAUACCAGACAAAAAUGGAGUUUGCACUUAAACUUGGGUACUCUGAAGACCAGGUUCAGCAUGUCCUGAACAAACUGGGUUUUGAUGCUUUAACCAAUGAUAUCUUAGGAGAACUUGUCAAACUUGGCAGUAAAUUGGAUUCUGAGCAAGCACUUAAUAGUACUAACACUACUGUUAGAGAAUCCUGUUCCUUUGAGUUACAUAGGUCAGAAUCUCCACCCGAAGCAGACUUAAUAGAUGACAGUGAUAACUUAAGGCCAAUAGUAAUUGAUGGAAGCAAUGUUGCAAUGAGUCAUGGAAACAAGGAAAUAUUUUCUUGCCGUGGAAUCAUAUUAGCAGUGAGCUGGUUUUUGGAAAGAGGCCAUAAAGAUAUUACUGUAUUUGUUCCAGCAUGGAGAAAAGAACAGUCAAGACCAGAUGCUCUGAUUACAGAUCAAGAAAUACUGCGUAAAUUGGAGAAGGAUAAAAUUUUAGUGUUUACACCAUCUCGGCGAGUACAAGGACGAAGAGUAGUUUGCUACGAUGAUCGAUUUAUAGUAAAACUCGCUGUUGAAUCAGAUGGUAUCAUUGUCUCUAAUGACAACUAUAGAGAUCUAGCCAAUGAGAAACCAGAGUGGAAAGCAUUCAUAGAUGAACGGUUGCUCAUGUAUUCUUUUGUCAAUGACAAGUUUAUGCCUCCUGAUGAUCCCCUUGGUCGCCACGGUCCAAGUUUGGAUAACUUCCUAAGAAAAAGGCCAGUUGUACCUGAGCACAAGAAGCAACCUUGCCCAUAUGGAAAGAAAUGUACAUAUGGUCAUAAAUGUAAAUACUACCACCCAGAAAGAGGAACCCAGCCACAGCGAUCUGUAGCAGAUGAACUUCGUGCUAGUGCAAAAAUCACAGCAUCUAAAACUGUAAAUGAAGUAGGCUUAGUAAAAAGCAACAGUGUUCCUGCCAGCAUCAAAACUGAUUGCACUUCCGAUGUCAAGCCCACAACUCCUAAAAGACAGUCUGAUCAAAGCUUGAAGUCCCCUGCGUACCAAGCCUUUGAGGAGAAGCUGUCAAUCAGAAACAAAUUUGAAGCAAGGUCUGUACCAUCUUUAGUAUGCACUUCUAACACUUGUUCUGCAGUACCACCCAAUACUGUUGCUGCUGUGUGCAAUCCGCUACCUUCUGGAACUCAUUUCUCACCUCAGGAUCGAUCUCAAGGGCAGUACUGUCAGAUAAUGAAAGUUGCAAAAAACCACAUGUCGUCAUCAUCCUCUUCUUCGUCCUCUUCAUCCUCCUAUAAUGACCAGUAUCCAAAAUGUGAGUCACCAGUAGAUAUGGGGUAUUACUCCAUGUUGAAUGCCUUUUCAACUCACAGUAUAUCUGGGCAACGAAGCCCUGACCGACGGUUGUCUCUAGAUACUGAUUAUGUAGUUAAUUCUGUAGCUUCUGAUUGCAGCAGUGAAGGAAGUGUGAGUUGUGGAAGCAGUGAUUCCUACAUAGGAUACAGUGAUCGGUCCUAUAUGAACUCACCAGAUCCAUUAUUGGAAGAAAACCUGAAAUGUCAGCAUAUGCAUGCUCAUGGACGUCAUCAUUCACAUUCAUUUAUGCAUAACAAUCAUGAUCCUUUAACAAGAAUGCAGAGCUACAGUCAUGAAGAGCCAAAGUCCCCUUAUAAGUCUCCUCUUCCGUAUAUUGCUUCACAUUUGCAGCACCCAAUUGUUGCUGCCAGAUCUAGUUGUCCAGUUGAUUACCCUGCUCCACAUAGUUCACAGCAUUCACAGAACUCCCAAGUAGGAAGAACAUUACUUGCUACGAGAAUUGAUAGCAUCUCUGAUUCGCGCUUAUAUGAUGGCUCACCUGUACGGCAAAGAAAAAUAUACCCAGCUCAGGAACGGCCAGUAAAUUGGGAGAGAUCAAACUAUGGAAAAGAGCCACCUGUGUAUCAUCAGACUUAUUCCUUGCCCAGUAAUCCUGCACCCUCUUGUUAUGAUCACUUCAGCUACCAAAGUUUGCCUGAAAAACGAGAACAGUCAUGGGGACUGACUUGGAGUGGAGUACCCAAGGACCCUUCUAAUUCACCUAGAUAUCAGGAUUCUAGAGAACAGAUUUUUAUAAACCUUUGUAACAUCUUCCCUUCUGAUCUUGUGAAAAUUGUGAUGAAAAGGAAUCCUCACAUGACAGAUGCUCAGCAGCUUGCUGCAGCUAUAUUGACAGAAAAAUCACAUUUAGGUUAUUAGGUUGACACAUCUUUGAGGUGUUUAAUUUCCUGUUCAGCACAACUGCUGCGGGAGGUUUGCUACAAUAGCAUUUCUGAUCUCCUCACCAGGGAGGUAAAUAUAGUAAAACAUUUAUGUGAAAUACAGAGUGAUCUGUAUGUUUGUAGCCCAUGCAAUGAGAUGCAACACAUGGUUGUUGUAAUCUCACUUAAAAUUUUAAGGGCAUGGAUAUGAUUCACUUACCAGAAUGACAACAGAACUUCCAGUAGCUGAUUUAACAGUGUCACUAAGUAGAUCUGUUCUGUCAACUGAUCAUUGUAUCCUUUUGGCUAUGCCACUUGAGGUAUUUCUUUCUGCUGGAAGAGUAUUGUUUCCUCUUCUUGCAUUUUAGAGCACUUUAGGUGCUGAAAAUGUCUCCAGCAAACUUUAGUUGUGUUCUUAAGCUUAACUCUGUAAUUUUCUUAUAUGUCUAUUUAUUUAUUUAUUUAUUUAUUUUAUUUUUGUGUUUGCAACACGAAAAUGAAACCUCUGAAUUAAUUAAUAUGGCUUUGGGCAGUGCAUCAUGUAUUGACAAAAGCUGCAGAGGGUGAUCUUAUUGGUCCGAUAUUGUCUAUACUUGUUAACCAAAUCGGGAGGGGGUGGGGGUGGGUACGGAUAACUUCAUAGAAUAGUGAUGCAUCAGAAAUAUCCAGUACAUUAGUAGAACAGGUCCAAUUGCACACAAGUCAUUAUCAAGUAGAUGUCUAAAUUAUUGCCAUAUACUUAUGUUCUAAUAAUGCAGCUGUCCUAAGGGAUCUGGGUAGAGCCAAUGUUCAACUCGUGUUAAUCCCUAGUUUAAAAAGCAUGUCUGGAUAUGUGGAACCAUAAUAAAAAAAAUCUUCAUUAUUUAUCGUGCAGAUAAGCCGUAUAGAAAGUUAAUAGCAGCAAAAAAUAAUAAACAUAAAUAAAUAGUAAA